Chrysoperla carnea is the source of this 689-nucleotide messenger RNA. RefSeq lists its product as uncharacterized. Lineage: Eukaryota; Metazoa; Arthropoda; Insecta; Neuroptera; Chrysopidae. Gene Ontology annotation, biological process: Wnt signaling pathway. The record is from RefSeq and is a predicted model, not a curated record. The transcript has 2 exons. The coding region runs from base 50 to 637 and encodes 195 amino acids.
CUCAAGUAUAUUUUAAAACAAUUUUCUUAAAUUCAAUAUUUUUUUAAUAAUGUCGUCGGAUUCUUCAUCUGAAGAUGAAAAUAUUACAAAACUCCAAGAGGCUUUGGAUACCUCAUUUAUAAAUAAUAAUAUGUAUUCAAAUUUAAAUAAAGAUGUAACGAAAAAGAAACCAGAACGAGAUUGUAAGGAUAAAACAGAAAUAUUUAAAAAACAAGUUUCACUUAGACCAGAUAAAAAAUGUGACCUAGAUGAAUUUAGUAUUCUAAAAGUCACCCCAGAAUUUCAAGAAUUUGUAGCAAAAAAUCUAAGAAAACUCUUGGAUAAAGAAAUAGAUUUAUACACUAGUCAAAAUGAUCCAAAAGCAACUGAUAACAAUACCGGUGGUAUAAAAUUAUUUUCAAAUUCUACUGUAAUUCUAAAAGAUAAUGAAAAUUAUGACUUAGAAAUUAGUUCAAAAAAGCCGAAAAAAACAAGCAAUGAAAAUGAAAUAGAUUUGGAUGAACAAAUUAAGAGUGUUGCGGUUUCUCCUGAUGAUAUUUUAUCGAAAAAAGAUACCUUAUUUUGGUCGAAACGUACAAAACGAAAACCUUUUGUUUAUAAGAAAUUAUCGAAUGGAAAAUUAGAAUUAGUUGAAUAAAAAUAUUUAAAAAAAAAAAAAAUGGUUUAGAAUAUAAUUAUUCUCUACUGGG